UGCGUGUUUCAUUCCGAUAUUCCAUUAUUCUAACGAAGCCCGGCAAUAACGGAAUUUGUUUCAGAGACGCGGAUAUUUUGACACAUGUAGUUUUCUGAAUUCCAUUGCACACAUAUGCGAUCUCUUGCGAAAUGAACAAGAUAAUACAGGAAAAGUUUAUUCCGCAGCAGCUGCUGUAUUUUAUAGCCGGCAGGCGCUGCUGCCAGCAAUUUCCGUGCACAUUCCGCACCAGCGAGCACGAAGCCUUCGUGAAUUGCGCCCGCUCUUUGGGACUCCGAUCGCAGAUUGUCCACAGCAAUGGCAACGGCUGCGUAAAGGUCUACAAACAGUCUUGUCGCCACUACCUGGAGGAGCCCAAGACGCUGACCAUGUCGUCGGGUGCCACGCUAAACAUGUUCACCCUGCUGGGCAAAAAAUCCUUCAUGGGCAAGGACGAUUUGGAGCUCAGCGGGGAUAUGGUCACUCAAAAGCCCAAUGCCGCCGACAUGCCGUCGCUACAUCUUCCCCUGUCCGCCAUCCGGCCGCCGAAUCCGCGCUUUUGGACGGAGACACAGAGCAAUUUUCUCACCAGCUUUCCGGGUCACCUGAUGCGCGGCGAGAUCAUGUGGCCCCUAUACUCCAACCGGGUGAUCGUCAUCAACGCGAACCUCUCCUGGGACAAGUCCGUGUUCCUGCCACUACUCAUCCUCGAUGACUGCCAGACCAAGAAGUCCAAUGCCAAGAUCAUCUGCAUCGAGCGGGAGGGCAUUGUGGCCAUCUACAACAGCCAGCGGAUGGCCAACUUCUUUGGCGAGCAACUUGGCGAGACUGUGGGCAUCCAACUUCCGCACCUGAGCUCUGUCAGCUGCAACACCUUCAUCAUCUUUUCGACGGCCCAGUACUUUCUGCGCUCCCUGGCCAACCAUAAGUUCACCAAUAUCAGUCACCUCGUGAUAAACGAUGUGCAUCUGCAUGAUCCAUAUACCGAUAUUCUGCUCAGCGAGAUCCGCGAGGGCUUGAACAGCAACCCAAACCUGAGGGUGGUGCUGCUUUCGCAGAUGGGCGAAACGAAAAAGUUCACCGAAUUCUUUGGCGAGGGAUCGGAGCUGAAUAUGAAGAACCAGCUGCCGGAGGAAAGGCCUCGCAUUUCCUACUUGGACGACCUGCACAGUUGCAUUGCCCUUGCCGGGAUCCACAGGGGUCCGGACGUUUACAAGGAGAUUCCGGACGCUUUCCGCACCCAAAGCCAGCGCAACGAACAGAUGGACAAGUGCCUGCAGGCCUACGCAGAAUUGGGAACAGAUGCGGCCAUUCGUCCUUUUCUUUAUGCCGUGAACUAUGAUUUAGUUCCGGUCAACUACCGGCACUCCAUGAACGGCAGGACGGCGGUGCACAUUGCUUCCGAGCUGAACAACUCCAGUCAUCUCCGACUGCUUCUCUAUAUGGGCGCCGAUCCCUAUAUAGUGGACCUCUACCAACAAAAUGCCAUUUCAGUGGCAGCUAUGAAUGGAAAUCACGAGUGCAUAGAUGUCCUGAACAACUACAGCCUGCACGGCUAUGUGGUGAAAAGCGCAAAGCCGGAUUUCGUGGACUACGAUCUUAUAAUAGACAUCAUGUAUCUGUUGCGCACCAAACCGGAGUAUUCACCAGGCAACAUCCUCAUAAUUUUGCCAACCUAUUACCAUAUUGUUAAGCUAAACUAUAUGCUAUUGAGUCACUGUCUGACCGGCAAUUUGCAGGAGUUCUCCAUUUUCCUGUUGCACGAGAACAUGAGAAAAGAAUAUAUCGAUGCUUUGAUCAAUGCUCGCGAGGACACCGUGAAGGUGGUCCUCACCACGGAUAUAAUCGAAUCGCUCUUCCUGAAGGUCUCUUUUAAGUACGAAAUAGAUACCGCCUGUCGGCUGAACCACAUAUAUGAUAGCAGCACCUACAGCGGGGAGGAUCGAUACGAAUGGGUGGCCAAGGAUUGCCUCCUGCGAAGAGAGUUAGUUCUCGAUCUGGAGGCUGCUGAUGCGCAAUGCUUUCGUUUGAUAUCCAAAGAGGCUUUUGAAGAGCUGGGGGAGACCAGUCAGCCACGCCUGAAAACCAUGGAGCUGGACAAGAUCUGUUUGACGGUUAAACUACUAUCGCCCAACAUGAUAAUUAGUGAAUACCUUGGCUUAACAAUCUCACCCCCGCCGCUGAUCAACGUGCAUCAUGCCGUGCAGUUCCUCAAGAAAAUAGACGUGCUGGAUGAGACUGAGGAGGUGACUUGGCUUGGUUGCCGGUUGCAAGACAUCCCUGUUCCUUGCCAACUCGGCCGUAUGCUGAUCUUUGGCAUACUGCUGCGGUGCCUGGAUCCAAUACUCACCAUUGUAAGCUCGUUGUCCACGGCAGAUCCGCUGGGCAUUCCGUUCAACGAGGACAUCGAUCACUUGUGGGACAGAUUCACCAUUUACAUCCAAAAACGCAUAAAGAACGAGCGGGCACGCCUGGCCGAUAAUCAGCUUUCCGAUCAUUUCAUCUUCGUGCGCCUAUUUCAGGAAUGGCAAAAACGACUGCGUAACAAGAUAGCGCCACUAUAUCUGACGGAUGAAUAUGACUUUGUGCUAAACGGAUUGAUGGAACAACUCAGCUUCACGCGCACCGAGCUUGUAAGCUCCUUGCGGGCAUCCAAUUUGAUUCACAGUCGUGGAAAGCUGAGCAUUCUGAACCUUAACCAGAUGUCUGGAAAUUGGCAUAUUGUGAAGGCGGCCUUGACGGGCGGCAUGUAUCCAAAUAUUUGUGCCGUAGAUACCGGAAAAAAUUGUUUGAAAUCAGCCUUUUCCGGGAAUGUUUACCUGCAUCCCAACACAGUGUUGCGUGACUUUUUGGAGCCUUUAAACACUUCGGCUUUGAAUUUUCGCACACCAUGGAUUGUGUGCACCAAGCAAAAGAACCAUAUUAUAUAUGCCACCUUAGUUGUACCCUUGGCAGUGGCCUUAUUUUCUGGACCUCCCCGUCUUCGACUUUCUCAAAUAUGCGACACACAAACGACUUCGACCGAUCGCAACGUAAAUCUCUUUAUAGAUGAGUGGAUCUGGAUGGUUAUGUCCAAGACAUCUGCGGAGAUGAUCAUGAGAACGCGUCAGUACUUCUUUAAAAUGUACCAUGAAUUGCUGAAGCACUGCAGCGACCACGAGAUGUGGUACACCGACACCGUAACGGGUUCAAAUUAUGCCGCACUGGCGGAAACCCUGUCGAAAAUCUUUGAGAGCGAGGAGUCUUUCGUGGGCUUUCCCAAGCCUCCGUCCACUAAUUUUUUUCCAACUAUCCAGCUGCCAGCCUUGUACCUUCUGACCGUGAAUGAGCAGUUCAGUUGGAUUCGGGAAAUUGAUGAGAAUCUGGCGUUGUUCCAAAAGGCCGAACAAUUUAACUCCCAUUUCGUGGAGAGGCAGUUUUUCCUGCUUUUCUCAGAGGGCGAAUGUGAGGAGUUCUACACUAGGAGCACUGCAGCCUAUAUUGAGAGUGUUCUCGGCAAAUUUGCCAGACCCAUUGAGUCACCUAACAGACAUAUCUUUGUGAUUUUGUACAGAAAAGAUCCACCAUUAAUGCUCAGCGUUAGUCGAGCCAAAACUAUUAAUGGUGUAUUUACGUUGAAGGAAUAUUUCCGAAACUCCAUUCCAGUGCAUGAAAUUUUAGAGGCUUGUAUAUCGUUAAAUGUUAACGUGCCAGUAUUUGAUGGUCGCUUAAUGUCUUGUCUAAUUGACAAACGUGUCGGAAACUUAAUUAUGGAUCUGUUUGCAUUCCGACAUCAUUGGAUUCACAAGCGAUAAAGCUUGGUUUUUGGUUAAUAUUUUCAUUGUGUGUUCACAGCCAGAAUCAAAAUUAGUAUGUAUGUAUGUAUACAACCCAAAUAUCAUUGCUGUCUGAAUUUGGUUUAUCAGUA
Messenger RNA from Drosophila rhopaloa, 3886 nucleotides. It is a transcript of the gene bgcn, whose product is annotated as benign gonial cell neoplasm protein. Gene Ontology annotation, molecular function: protein binding; RNA binding. The record is from RefSeq and is a predicted model, not a curated record. Bases 132 to 3773 code for a protein of 1213 amino acids. The transcript is spliced from 5 exons. Gene Ontology annotation, cellular component: intracellular anatomical structure. Lineage: Eukaryota; Metazoa; Arthropoda; Insecta; Diptera; Drosophilidae.